AUGCACGCUGGGCCCCGCAGCAUCGUCACGCGGACUGGCCCCCUGGACUUGCCCUGGCAGCCGCUGGGUCUUGGCGUCCUGGCCGGAUACGUGCUGGCCAUCGUCAUUUCCCGCAGGGCAGCGCCUAGGCUCCAGACCCACACGGCCCUGACGCCUGAGGACCGGGGCGAGGCCGAGGGAGGGCCGAGGGCACGCAUGUUGCAUCGCGUGCGCCGUGCGAACGCGCACCGGGUGACGGACCUGGAGACCCGGCUGCGGGCCUCCGACCAGCGGGCAGCGGCGCUGGGCGAGGAGGCGGCGCAGCGUGCGCAGCAGGUGGCGGACCUGCAGGCGGCACUGGAGGCGGCCAAAGGCCGGCUGGCGGAGCUGGAGGCCGCCCUCAAGGCGGAGCGCCGGGAGGCCGCCGCCUCCAAAGGCCUGCUCCGGGCGGAGCGGGAGAGGACGGAGAUCCUGGAGAAGGCGCGCGCCGCGGCCGUGAGGGUGCGCUGUCGAGCAUGUGACAUGGCGCAGGACACCUCAAAGGUGCUGGGGCAGCUGCGGGACGCCAACUUCGACCUGGAGGAUGCGCAGGAGGAGGUGGAGACGCUGAGUCAGCGUGUAGUCGAGGUCGAGCAGGCGCUGCACCAUGCACAGACGCUACACCGGCUUGAGGUCAAGUCUGCGGCCGACCACGCAGCUCAGGUCAUGGAGCUCCGUGCCGAGCUGGAGGAGUCAGAGGCAGCACAGCACGAGGCGGAACUCAGACUCAGGGAGGCGCUGAGGGUCCAGGAGCAGCUGGAGGAAGACACGCAGCUGGCCACGCAGGAUGCCAAGUCGGCGAUUCGUCAGCAGGUCGAGGCCCACGAAUGCAUCCGCAAGCUCCAGCACGAGCUGCAGGAGAGUAGAGCGGCAGUUGAGCAGGCCGUCGCCAAGGCAGCUGCGGUGGAGACCCAGCUGGAGGAGGGCGUGAAGACGGUGGCCCCAAAGUCCACGGGCCGGCCACGGGGCCGCCCAAGGAAGACCCCGGCGCCCAAGGCCCCCCCUGCCUCUGCUCAGGCUCCUGCUGCAGCCGGCACACCUGGCUUCUCAAGCAAGGAAUCCCCCGGACCUGAGAACCCUUGA
Messenger RNA from Auxenochlorella protothecoides, 1101 nucleotides. RefSeq lists its product as hypothetical. Lineage: Eukaryota; Viridiplantae; Chlorophyta; Trebouxiophyceae; Chlorellales; Chlorellaceae. The record is from RefSeq and is a predicted model, not a curated record. The coding region runs from base 1 to 1101 and encodes 366 amino acids. The transcript is spliced from 7 exons.